AUGACGACACCGCCCCUGAAGUUCGAUCCCCCGAUAGACCUUGAUACUGUGACAACGCCAUGGAAACAGCCGCGCCAGCAGACAUACAUUCUCACCAACGCCCAGGUCAUUGAUCCCGUUGACGGGAGUGUACGGCAUAACACCACGGUCAGGUUGGAAGGAGGCCUCGUACAAUCUGUCGGGGACGAGAAUGGAAAGACGACUGAUGAUGGAGACAUCCUUCGCAUUGAUCUCGAGGGCAAAUACAUUUUACCCGGCCUCUGGGACUGCCAUGUGCACCUGGCGGCAGUACAAGGCUUUACCAGCUUUGACGAGAUCUUGAAUCUCUCAUCGGACACGGCUCUUCUUCGUCAGCCGGAGAUCGGGCAAGCGAUGCUCGACCGGGGCUUCACCACCGUGCGAGAUUGUGGCGGCGCACUGUUACCCCUGAAAUUGGCAUUCGAGGAAGGCAUCCAUCCUGGACCUCGGCUUUUCAUUGCAGGUCGCCAGCUGUCGCAGUCCGGGGGCUGCGGGGACAAGCGUUCUGCUUUCGAUGAUAGCCAUUGUUGCGGCGGCGCCAAACAACUCUCCUGUCGAACCGUGGACGGCGUGCCGGAGUGUCUGAAGUUCACGCGAGAGGAGCUCCGUCUCGGCUCUGACUUCAUCAAGAUCAUGGCCGGAGGAGGAGUCUCCAGCCCACGCGGCGGUCUCGGUGAUAUCGAAUUCACCGAGGAUGAAAUCAAAGCGAUCACGACUGUGGCUUCAAAUGCCGGAACGUUUGUCACGGCUCACGCAUACACCCCGGCUGUGAUACAACAAGCGGUGAACUGUGGUGUGCUCGGCAUCGAGCAUGGCAACUACCUCGACAAAGGGACCGCGGAGCUCAUGGCUCAGAAAGGGGUCUAUCUGACACCGACCCUGGUGACAUAUGCGGCAGGAUCGAUGCCCGAAUUCGGAGCCUUCGUGAGCCCAGAGUCGAUGGCGAAGCUCAAAAACACUCUCGAAUCCGGGCUCAGGGCCGUCGAACUUGCCAAGGAGGCAGGCGUCACGAUAUGCUUCGGGACCGACCUACUGGGACCCAUGCACUUUGCCCAGACCAAGGAGUUUCAGCUACGGAAAAACGUGCAGUCUACCUUGGAGAUCAUCCAAAGUGCAACAAUCAACGCGGCCCAGAUGAUGCGCCGACAGGACUCUCUUGGAAGAGUGGCGCCGGGCUUCGUGGCGGACUUGUUGAUCUUGAACGCCAACCCGUUGGAGGAUAUCACUGUCCUUGACCGACCUGAAAAACACCUGUUGGCGGUGUUCAAGGAGGGCAGAGUUGUUUCUUCGCGUUGGUCACAGCUGGAGACGAGGAAUCGGCGGCCUGCCAAAAUUAUAUAA
Messenger RNA from Cladophialophora psammophila CBS 110553, 1359 nucleotides. RefSeq lists its product as uncharacterized. Bases 1 to 1359 code for a protein of 452 amino acids. Lineage: Eukaryota; Fungi; Ascomycota; Eurotiomycetes; Chaetothyriales; Herpotrichiellaceae. Gene Ontology annotation, molecular function: hydrolase activity, acting on carbon-nitrogen (but not peptide) bonds. The record is from RefSeq and is a predicted model, not a curated record. The transcript has a single exon.